Molecule: messenger RNA, 1325 nt
Organism: Aspergillus pseudonomiae
Lineage: Eukaryota; Fungi; Ascomycota; Eurotiomycetes; Eurotiales; Aspergillaceae
Exons: 1
Coding region: 157-1209 (350 amino acids)
Biological process (GO): DNA-templated transcription
Molecular function (GO): zinc ion binding; DNA binding
Source: RefSeq, a predicted model, not a curated record
GCGAAUGCAAAUGUUGCUCGCGUAAAUCGGAAGAGAGCAGUGCGCGACGAAUUGGCUGAGGUGUCUGCGAGUGAGGAAGUCCCCAAUUAUGCCGCGGCUCAAGUAUGGCAACCAUGGUUAUUUGUUUAUUGCCAGUAUAAUGUGGAUAGAACUGACAUGAUGGCGCAGCAGACGGAGGGAAACAUUGUUCGUGCUGGGUCACGAUCAAGUACAUCGGCCUUGUCGCCAUCAGAUCAUGCCUACGAGCCUGACGCAGGACUGGCGAAUGAUCUACCUGUGAGACCACAGACAAUUGCCUGGAAUGGAGGUCCCACAAAGAUGGUCCCUUCGAUAGCUGCAACUAGUCUGUCUCCAUCGCAUGUGCACGAUGAUGGAAGGGGCUAUGGCUCGUACCCGACAGGCGACCAGGCUUUGCUCCCAGUCGCCGACCAGGUUCACUUGUCUAAUGGAGCGGUAGCAGAAUUCAACCGCAGCCCACUCAUGUUUGGCGACAUCGACUCUGGGACUGCCUUCCUUGACAUGUUGUUGGGCCUCCCAGGCGGCCAAGCGACAGGAACAACAAGUGCAAACCCUGAUCAACUAGAUAUACCCUGGACUGAGAGCGGAACUUCAGAUCGGUUGACUAUUAGUCCGCCAGUUGAGGCCGAGCCAAAGCACUAUCCAGCCCAUAUCCGCCAGAAUGUAAAAAAGGUCCAAAGCUUUUGGUCGACACCACAACGCCUUACCUCCGAGACACAGAUAUGGUACGAAAUUAUAUCAGGAUCAUCAGAGAAUAUCUUUUCUGGGCAAGACCAUGAGACAUACACAGGGCCUUCACAACAGAACCAGCAUGCCGGAGCUGCCGAGAUCUGCUUGAACCAUGAAAUUAGGGCGCAGCUUCAAGAUUUGAAACGAAGGCUGCUCAAGAGGCAAUGCCACUGUUCUAGCAGUGAUGGCCGAAUGACUGAUGCAUGUGAUGAACAUUACUUUUGUGAAAACUUUAAUGGCAUCUUUGAACAAGGCCUUUAUCUUUACUUAGAUAAAUAUCAGCCGUCCUAUCCUAUAUUGCAUAUACCUACGUUCAAGCCGCAGGCAGUCCACACGCUUCUGCUGUUUACGAUGUGCAUGAUUGGCCUGUCGUUUGUCAAGACAGAGGAGGCGGUGCGGUUUAUCUAUCACAUAUACCCGGUAUGUGUUGAUGCCGGCUUUGCAGUCCCAACAUUCGACUAAACUAAGCCACUGUGCGCCUAGGCUCUUCUGGAUGAAGUUUAUAGACGCAUUAUAUCCAUGACUCCCAGUACCUCCAACCCAUCGGCGUUGCUCAGUCACCUUACAUUAGCACAUCA